Molecule: messenger RNA, 1959 nt
Organism: Symbiodinium necroappetens
Lineage: Eukaryota; Dinophyceae; Suessiales; Symbiodiniaceae
Source: the annotation of a GenBank genome assembly
AUGCUAAAUGCACUACGUCUAGCGCACUCCUUGCGGUUGGCUUCGUUGAUCUUGGCACCAUGUGUGUCGCAGUUUUCCAUAAGGACAGACGAAUCGGGUGGCUUCUCGUCGGGAAUAUCUUUUCCGGAUUGGCUUUAUCAACUGGAGAUUGAGGUCCCAGACCCUGGAGCAAAUCCCUUCAGCAAUCCUUUGCAAUUAAAUGGUGGCAAUUGCAGCCAGACGAGGAUCAGCGAUGUGAAGGCAACUGAUUUGACAAGCGCUAUUUCCACAGCUUUGCGGCUACAGGUCAAAGCCAGUCUGCACUGCAUCAUUUUAGCUAGCGGCGGCAGUCUUGCGACCAGCUUCUAUCUGGAGAACGCCACUGCCGACCUAACGUUCGCGGUGCAGCCUGUCCAACCACCUGGUUCAACACUGGCCGUGCCUCUGGGCCGGGUAAGGGUAACCCAAUGCAAGGCUGCAGUGGACAUGAGUCGGCUGCGAUUCAGUGGCUCAUUCAUGUUCGAGACUGCGUUGACUCAGCUUGAGCCUGCCUUGCAGCAGUUUGUGAACCAGGAGCUACCGAGUGUGGCGUGUGCGCAGAUACCACCACUACUGGAAGCGCAGGCCACGGCAGCUUUGGCUUCUGUACUGACGCAGAUGGAACCACUGCUAACAGGUCAUGAGAAGUUACCGCCGCCACCAACUCCUGUUGGCAAUGUUGUUGACUGGGCCACUUAUCCACCUGCUCGCCUCCUACGCUCGCUGAUCAAGAGCAAACCAGGUGUCGUGGCGGAUCUAGUCAGGCGAGUGCCGGCGCAGAAGGUGCCUCUGCACCAGCUGCACAUCAAUCGGAGCCUUACAGUCAAUGCUUUGGGAACAACGUUUCGGAGCUACCUGCAGGAGCUGACAGUGGCCGGCAUGGACAGCUUCGUCGAGGGCAGCUUGGACGUGCGUGGAGUUGGUCAGACUUUGACAUGGACAGCUGCAUUCAGCGACCUACGGAUCAGUGCAAAAAUCCAGGCACAGUUGGAAUCGGUAUCUCGGGACUCAUUGAAACAAGCCGAACCCCUCCUGGAGCAUUUCGAGAUUUCAGUUGGUUUGGGAAAUGUCAGCGCAGAGUCGGACAUCCUCGCAAUGGUCUCGCGAGAGGCCUUGGGAGCCUUAGAGGUGGAUCAAUUCCAGAAGUUGGAAUGCCUGGUGGCGUGUGCACGUGGUGCAGCCGUUGGGCCCGAGGCACCUGUGGCCUUGCGCAGGCUGAGAAUCGACAACAUGACGAUACCAGUGGCUCGCAUGGUCGGUUCUCAUUCACUUGGAGAUGACCUCGCGGCGGCGAUGACUGAAAUGCUAGGGGCAACUCUGCAUGGAUACGCAGCGGCGAUUCCGCACAUCCUCCAGUCCUCGACGAUCAUCCUGCAUGAUGCUUUGAACGACAUGGUGCAGCAAACGCUGGAGAAUGUCCCGCCGUGCCAGAACACGGAGGUCUACUUCGGACCCGAAGGCGUGGUGAACAUCUCUCUUCUGCUCACUUCUUUGGUCUUGGCGGUGAUUGGUGUGGUGGCUUGGGUACAUGCCGAAAGAGGCGACCAAGGUCAGUUCUUCAACAAGUCGUCGUUGGCAGCUUGCCCAGCCAUCCCCCGCGGUCUGUCCACGGGAUAUCCAUUUUUUCUGGUAGCCACCAUGUUCCUUUUCCUCUUUUCGGACUUGGGACUCGGAACUGUUAUAAACGUGAUCUUCCAAGCCGGGUCGGAGCGCAUGAAGAUUGGCCCAGCUUUUUCCUUUUCCGUCUUGACACUUUCCCGGGACAGCCUACGAGGAGGUGCCUCUUGCUUCGCGAGAAUCAGAAGGAUCGGCGAGACGCAAAGCAGCAGCACCCAACGGCCACGGCACAUCCAAACGAGAGACGACAGGAGACAUCGGGCUAAGAAGGGCAGUCAUGGACAAGGGUCUCAAAGACAACGAAUCCAAGACAGGUUAAGAUAA